AUGUCAAGCCGCCCGUCAGAAAACAACACAACUCCUAUAUUUAAAUUCACCGAUCCAAAGUUGGCCAGAAGUGCUUCGACCAUCAAAGAUAGGCUGCUCUACUGGGUGCAGGCUCAGACGAAGGAGUACAAGAACAUCCAAAUAGAUAAUUUCUCAACAAGCUGGAACGACGGUCUGGCAUUCUGUGCUCUCAUACAUCACUUUUGUCCUGAAGCCUUUGACUACGAUCAACUAACUCCAGAAAAACGCAGACAUAAUUUCGAGCUAGCUUUCAGAGUGGCUGAAGAAAAAGCCGACAUUGCACCUCUGCUAGACGUGGAAGACAUGGUGGUAAUGCGUCGCCCCGACUGGAAAUGCGUCUUCACCUACGUCCAAUCGGUCUACCGUCGGUUUCAUGCCUCUCAGGAUGCAGCUCGCUAA
Messenger RNA from Nilaparvata lugens (brown planthopper), 420 nucleotides. Its product is annotated as smoothelin-like protein 1. Gene Ontology annotation, molecular function: protein binding. The transcript is spliced from 4 exons. Gene Ontology annotation, cellular component: filamentous actin; microtubule organizing center. Gene Ontology annotation, biological process: actin cytoskeleton organization. NCBI's taxonomy places the organism in Eukaryota, Metazoa, Arthropoda, Insecta, Hemiptera, Delphacidae. The coding region runs from base 1 to 420 and encodes 139 amino acids. The record is from RefSeq and is a predicted model, not a curated record.